AUGGACCGGCGCACAUCGACUUCGACGGCGUCGUCGUCGCCUGGAACCGACGCAACCCCGCUCAUCCCAUACAUCCCAAUCCCGGGCGAGCGAGUUCCAGCACGCAAGCGCAAGCCGCACACACGUACCAAGACCGGAUGCCGUCGCUGCAGGCAGCAGCGUGUCAAAUGUCCCGAAGGACCCGAGACAUCAGCAGGAGGCCAGGUCAUCUGCCGCCGCUGCUGGGAGACGGAUCGCCCAUGCUACUACCCUGCCAAGGGAGCAAAGAGGGACCGUAACUCGGACGAGGCAUGGGAGAGGGCCGAGGACGUCGACGAAUGGAGGUGGGGCAGCGGCGUGCCCUCGGGCCCAGUCCGGGAAGUCGGGAGCGGCCCAAGCGAACAUCCGCACCCACAGCCAAUGCAUCCUCUCGGUGCCGACCUUGGCGCACUGAGCUUUGGGCUCGGACAGGCGCUGAUAGACACAGCACCCCGUGGUGGCUUUGACUGGUCCGCACUCUUCCCGCCAACGCCAGUAGCGCAAGGACCGCAGGCCUCACUCCUGCUGCUCUGCGAGAAUGGAGAACGGCAACAGCAACAGCAGCAGCAGGCUUCACACGCGCACAACAGCCAGAACCUCCUCUCGCUCGUUGGCACGGGCGGCGCGUUCUCCCCAUCCUCGGCGCGCGUCGCUCUCCCCUCAGCGCCAGAACCCAACCCUCCAACCAUGUCGCAGAACUUUAUCAACUCGCUCCUCACUCCGUCCCCUCUCAACGGCAUGGUCGCCCCCAUCACGCUCGCGAGCCUAUCCACUUCCCAGAACGACCGCCUCAUCGUCAACUACUUUGAGGUAGAGGGGUGUAACGAGAUUGUGAGCACUACCAAGUCGAAACACAACUGGAUUUUUAUGGAACUGUUCCCCCGUCUACUCGCCACGCUAGCUGGCCAACAGACCGGCUCGCCCACGGACGAUGCGGACGGCGCUGUGCGCCAGUGGCUCCAUUUCUGCCUGUUGCAGAUCGCAUACGUCCACCGCGCCAACAUCGAGCCAGACGAGAGCAAGUCGUGGCACUUCCGUUCCGAGGCCGCGCGGUUCCGGCAGAAGGCGAGCUACGCAAUCCUCCGUGCAAAGGUCAGAUUUCCCGGCGGCCAGUGGAAGACCGAGGAGUACCUCAUCGGCUUCUUCGUACGUUGCAUGGCGGAUAUGCUGGACUCGGGUAACCUCGCUCUGGACCAACACACGGCAUUCGAGCUACCGCUUGAGCGCACGACGCCCUUCUAUUCCAGCCUAAGGGACAUGAUUGCGCUCUACUCGACGCUGCAGUUUGCGUGCACCGCGGUCGACACACAGGUCAGCGGCGUCGCUCCGCUUUUCGAGAUGGCUCCACGUGGCGAGCAGUGGGUCGAGCGCUUUGUCGGUUUCAGUCGCCGCAUCGUGCGCAUCAUCGGUCGCGUAAAUGGUAUGGUGGUGUAUCGCGCCGGCUUGAUCCGAGCCGGCACGGACCAAGGGGGACCGGGUAAGCUCUUGCGUGCCGAGGCGGAGCGGCUGGCAAAUGAGCUGGGCCACGGCUGGGACUGGGACGAGAACGUACAGGAGAUCGGACAGAGCGAGCGUGUCCAGCGCGGCGACGAGGUCAUGCGCCACGCCCUGCUCGUCUUGCUACUGUGUGAGGUGCUUCAUGUAUCACCCGACGACCCGAGAAUCUUCAAUGCCGCGGACCGUGCCGUCGAGCUCGUUGUCGACUGCGAGCCUGCGAGCGUGGGCGGUUUCCAGUGGGCGUUGACAAUCUUUGCCAUCUACUGCCCACUGGUGGAACGACGCGAACGCAUCCAGCAGCUCAUCCACCAGAUCCUCGCCCUGUCGUUUGGGAGCGGAUAUCGCGGACCAGACGACAUCCUGCGCCUCUGUUGGGAGGCGCUGGAUCGGAACGGCUCGUACGAGAAUGGGAUUGCACCAUGGCGCGAGGCCAUGGCCGCGCUGGGCCGGAACUUAUUCAUUUAG
Cutaneotrichosporon cavernicola is the source of this 1980-nucleotide messenger RNA. RefSeq lists its product as uncharacterized. Gene Ontology annotation, biological process: positive regulation of transcription by RNA polymerase II. Gene Ontology annotation, molecular function: transcription cis-regulatory region binding; DNA-binding transcription factor activity, RNA polymerase II-specific; zinc ion binding. Gene Ontology annotation, cellular component: nucleus. The transcript has 2 exons. The coding region runs from base 1 to 1980 and encodes 659 amino acids. The record is from RefSeq and is a predicted model, not a curated record. NCBI's taxonomy places the organism in Eukaryota, Fungi, Basidiomycota, Tremellomycetes, Trichosporonales, Trichosporonaceae.